Callorhinchus milii (elephant shark) is the source of this 1492-nucleotide messenger RNA. Its product is annotated as SWI/SNF-related matrix-associated actin-dependent regulator of chromatin subfamily B member 1-A. Gene Ontology annotation, molecular function: transcription coregulator activity. Gene Ontology annotation, biological process: regulation of transcription by RNA polymerase II; chromatin remodeling. Gene Ontology annotation, cellular component: nuclear chromosome; nucleus. The coding region runs from base 42 to 1190 and encodes 382 amino acids. NCBI's taxonomy places the organism in Eukaryota, Metazoa, Chordata, Chondrichthyes, Chimaeriformes, Callorhinchidae. The record is from RefSeq and is a predicted model, not a curated record. The transcript is spliced from 9 exons.
AGACGCCGCCUCACGCUGCUGACCCGGGUGGGACGCUGCGCAUGCGCGCUGGGCUGCCUGGCGGGAAGAUGGCGGCGAGUAAAACGUUCGGACAAAAACCAAUAAAGUUCCAGUUGGAGGAGGCGGGAGAGUGGUACAUGAUCGGCUCUGAGGUUGGAAACUAUCUGCGCAUGUUCAGGGGCUCUCUGUACAAGAGAUAUCCAUCACUAUGUAGACGGCUUGCCACAGUUGAAGAAAGGAAGAAAAUCGUAGCAUCAUCACAUGAUCAUGGUUAUACCACUUUAGCUACCAGCGUGACACUUCUUAAAGCUGCGGAGGUGGAGGAGAUUCUCGAGGGAAAUGAUGAAAAGUACAAGGCCGUUUCCAUCAGCACUGAGCCACCAGCGUACCUCAGAGAACAAAAAGCUAAGCGGAACAGUCAGUGGGUGCCAACGCUACCAAACAGCUCCCAUCAUCUAGAUGCAGUACCAUGUUCCACAACCAUCAAUAGAAACCGUAUGAGCAGAGACAAAAAAAGAACCUUUCCUCUAUGCUUUGAUGACCAUGACCCAGCUGUGAUCCAUGAGAAUGCCUCACAGCCUGAAGUGCUGGUUCCUAUUCGACUCGACAUGGAAAUAGAUGGCCAGAAAUUGAGAGAUGCCUUUACAUGGAACAUGAAUGAAAAGUUAAUGACCCCGGAGAUGUUUGCAGAGAUUUUGUGCGAUGACCUGGAUUUGAAUCCCUUAACCUUUGUCCCUGCCAUUGCCUCGGCGAUUCGCCAACAGAUAGACUCCUACCCUAUGGACAGUAUUCUAGAGGAUCAGUCUGAUCAGAGAGUUAUCAUUAAGCUAAAUAUCCACGUUGGUAACAUCUCCCUGGUUGACCAGUUUGAGUGGGACAUGUCUGAGAAAGAGAAUUCCCCAGAGAAGUUUGCCCUGAAGCUGUGCUCUGAGUUGGGUCUCGGAGGAGAGUUUGUCACCACAAUUGCUUACAGCAUCAGGGGGCAACUGAGCUGGCAUCAGAGGACGUACGCAUUCAGUGAGAACCCACUGCCUACAGUGGAAAUUGCAAUUCGCAACACAGGAGAUGCUGAUCAGUGGUGUCCCCUUCUGGAGACACUAACCGAUGCCGAGAUGGAGAAGAAGAUUCGGGAUCAGGAUAGGAAUACCAGGCGUAUGAGACGUCUCGCAAACACUGCACCAGCCUGGUAACUGGCUGCAGCUUAUCCUGAUCCUGACCCAGGAAAGGAGCAAAUCCUCCAGCAACUUACAACUGAUAGUCCUGAGAGACGGACAAACAGACAUUCCCUGUAACGGCAGUCCACGCUGCUGUGUCACAGACCCCCAACACUGUGUAUAUAAACACUGAUGCAGUCAUGUCAUUUGCCUCAGAAGACUUCCUCCUAGUAUCCAGUCCCCACAGACAGUGUACAGGAUUUUUGCCUUAAAACUUUUUUGUAUAGGUGCCAUUGCACUUCUAGAACAGUUCUUUAAAAUAAAGUUCCUAAUUUUAA